Messenger RNA from Parasteatoda tepidariorum (common house spider), 2357 nucleotides. RefSeq lists its product as uncharacterized. Gene Ontology annotation, biological process: regulation of DNA-templated transcription. Gene Ontology annotation, molecular function: DNA binding; DNA-binding transcription factor activity, RNA polymerase II-specific. The record is from RefSeq and is a predicted model, not a curated record. Lineage: Eukaryota; Metazoa; Arthropoda; Arachnida; Araneae; Theridiidae.
AGGGGGUGGGGAGGGGAGAUCGUAACAAACUGCCCUAAAGUGUAGUUGUAUGGCGUAACACGGUAUACAACUGCGACCAAGCAUGUUUUCGAGCACGCUUUAAUUUUUCUUUUGAUGCUUGUAACGUGAUUCGCAAACUCAAUCGUCGAUUUAUUUUUUGCGAUUGUAGCAAAGAGCGCGCAGGUGGCGAUUUUUAUUUUUUCGUUUGCAUCAGUGUGUUUCUCUACCUUAUGGAAAAGUAGCUUCAUUUUAUUUCUUUAAAAAAAGUCUUUAUUAUUUUUUUUAAAAAAAACUUAACUUUCCUCAAAUUAUUAAUUUUAAUUCGAAAAACAAAUUUUUGAUUAUAAACUGCGUUUUUUUUUAUAAUUUCUUUAUAAUCUUGAAGAUUGUGUGUAAUCUCAGCCAAAGAAAAUAUCGUUGCUAUUACAGUGGCAAUUGUGCACAAGUGCGACAUUAUUGAAAUUGGAUUGUGAAAUUAUUAAAAUACUGCACCAUAAUCUGAAGAGAAGUAAAAAAGUGUUCCAUUUGUCAUUUAAUCCGCAGGACUAAUCCAGUUUGUUGACGAGUUUUUAAUGUAAGUUACAAAACGGACAUGACCAUAACCAUGUCGGCCGAGCGGAACACCAUCCCAAAUGAGCCGUUAGAAUCUGCUGAACAACCAACGGACUUGCGGACGAAGAAAAAAGACGAUACUGACGAUGACGAAGAAGAUGCGGAAGAUGUUGAUGUUACGAGCACAGAUGUUCCACCCAAACGAUCAUUUCUAAUACAGAACAUUAUAGAUGGUGAGGAAGGUCCUCAGCAUCCCUCGUCUUUUAGGGCGUACCAGCAAAUGGCACAUUUGCCACAUGUUCCAUUGCACAUGCUGUAUUCCAGCCAGCAAGUGUGUCCGAGUCUUCUAUAUCGUUUGGAGAAUGCCCACCACAUCUCCAACUCUAUUCGCCGCGAACAAUCUCCACUGGAGAAAGAAGAUUUGAACAAUUCACAUUCCAGGAUAUCUCCUGGAAUUGAAAGAGCCGAUUCCAUGUUAUCCAGAAUGGAUGAGAGGACUAACCAUUCCAAAGAGGAUGAUCUGGAUGAGGAUGAUGACGAUCACGAUGACGUCACUUCGUCCAAAGAUAGUCAUCGUAGUCCAGAUUCCGAUUUAGAAAAUUCGACCCACCCCACUGGUAAUGACAGAUAUAGUUCGAGGCAGGUUUCCUCAAGAGAUAGUAGCCCUUCACUGAAGAACAAAAAACCUCGAAAAGCAAGAACAGCUUUUACAGAUCAUCAAUUAAGAACAUUAGAGAAAAGCUUUGAGAGGCAAAAAUACUUGAGUGUUCAAGACAGAAUGGAAUUAGCAGCCAAAUUAAAUUUGACUGACACACAAGUCAAGACGUGGUACCAAAACCGAAGGACGAAGUGGAAAAGGCAAAAUAUGACAUUCUGUGAUUACUACGCUGCUGAUAGCGCGACGUUGGCCCGAUUCCCGCGUCUCUGGGGACCUAGUCCAGCAUCAUACUUCCCGUCAUACAGCUACAGCAGUUAUUUAUCCACCAUGUCUUCACUUUCAACCCUUGGAGCAGCCCAUUUAGGGACACCGGCUUCUUCUACCUCUGUGCCUACCCUGGACCUUUACCAAAGGCAAAGCCCACCUGUAUCAUCAACCAUAGGUCGUCCAGUACUACCAAGAGCUGUGUAUCCCACCCCAAGUACAUAUCCCUCACUGCAACCGUUUUUCCAUGGUAGGCCAACGCAGUGAACUAUCGUCAAAAAUUGAGUCAGAAAAUGAAAUAGAAUUUUCGUCAAACGUACUGGACGUUCCGUCAAGAUACUGGACAAGUGCUGAGUUUUUAAUUUCGAAAGAUUAAGAAGAAACAUACUUUGUUUUCUGCUCAUUAAUGCUUUCGUGUACUGAUUAUGUUGGAAUAGCAACUGGACAUUCGUGCGUGUCGGCUGGUCCCGAUGUAUUACAACAAGUCACAAUUGAUUCUGUCUUUGGAUUGAUCUUUUAACUAUCGUUUACCCACCCUGAUGAUAAGAAUCAGAUGAUUGAUUACCUUUGUUACGGGAAAAUUAAUUGAUUGAUCCUUUAUCAUUUAAAGGAACGAUUGAUUAAUCAUCUAUGCUGUGGAAAAAUCAGCGGACUAUGCCAUGGUAAGAUUGACUGGAUGAUUAUACAUGCUGUGGUGCAGAAAUUAAUAAAUAGAUUUUCUUUAAUGUGAAGUGAUUUUUUGGUUGAACAUCACUGCUAUAAUUAAUUGGCUUAAACAAUUGAAAUGAAUAAUAGAAACGAAAAAUUUGUACUUAAAAAUGAAAACUACAAUAGCUCAAUUGUUGAAACGAAAUGAAAGUCGACAUGUUUUGAGUAUUCGNAA